Chenopodium quinoa (quinoa) is the source of this 1610-nucleotide messenger RNA. RefSeq lists its product as uncharacterized. Gene Ontology annotation, biological process: spindle assembly; mitotic cell cycle; cytoplasmic microtubule organization. The transcript has 7 exons. Gene Ontology annotation, cellular component: spindle pole; gamma-tubulin complex; equatorial microtubule organizing center. The record is from RefSeq and is a predicted model, not a curated record. Gene Ontology annotation, molecular function: microtubule minus-end binding; gamma-tubulin binding. Lineage: Eukaryota; Viridiplantae; Streptophyta; Magnoliopsida; Caryophyllales; Amaranthaceae. The coding region runs from base 821 to 1342 and encodes 173 amino acids.
AACAAAUUUUCAGCAUUUCAGAUUUUGUUAUUUGCGUCGCAUUUUUAUUAUAAAGUGACGCAAAUAACUCUGUUGCAUUUUAGGUUAUUCAUUCUGCGCUUUUUUGACCCUAGCUUUUCACGCCUACCUUUCACUAAUUCACUAAACAAAAAGAAAAAAACAGAGUUGCUUCUACAGAAAACUGCAAUUCGACCCUUCAAUCCAACAAAUUCGCCCAAAAAACAUCCACAAAUUCGCCCAAAAAACUGCAAUUCCCCAGCAAAUUCAACAUCCAAAAUCGCAAUCAAGUUCAACACCCAUAAUCGGCAGCAAAUCCGAGCAAUUUCGAGCAAAAAUUUAGACCAAAAACCCUAAUUAAUUCGAACCCUUAAACCCCAGAAAAAUUGAUUAUUUUCGACCAAAAAUCCCCCAUUUCGAGCAAAAAAUGUACUCAAUUCCAUACGAAUUCGAACCCUAGAAACCCCUAAAAAUUCAAUUAAAAAUCCUGCUGAAAAAAUUCGAGCAAUAACUGAAAUUUUCGAGUGGAAAAAUCGCUUAAUUUCGCCCCCAAAAACCCGAGGAAGUUCAAGCAAAUUACAGCAAUGUUGAAUUUUUGAAUUUUCGAGUGGAAAAAUCGCUUAAUUUCGCCCCCAAAAAUUGAUUUCGGCUCGACAUUGUUGAAUUUUUGAAGUCAAUUUCACUUAUGGCAUCAGGUUAAUCAUUUUGUCUCCACGUUGCAGCAAUAUGUGCUAUCGCAGUUAUCGGAUUUAUCCUGGAGUAGAUUUUGCUUCUCCCUCAAGCAUGAGGUUUGAGCCAGUGCUAUAACCUAUAAGUCAAAGAUAUGAUGGAUCUAGAAUCUGUGCAUAUGGCGUAUCUAACAGAUACAAAGCGCAUAUGCUUCCUAUCUGGUGAAACUCUAUCCAUAUCAAACAACAUUGAGAGAAUUUUGCAAUGUGCCUUAGAUUUUCGAUCAUGCCUUGUCAAUGGAGUGGGAGAUUUUCAGUCUGACAACCAGGGUUUGAUAGACCAUAUUUCACAGAUCAAUAUUUCUCAGGUAAGUUUGAUAAAGAAAAAUUUCGAUGAAAAUCUUAAAGAACUGCAUUCAUCUUAUCUCAAGUCUCCCAAGCACGGGGAGUUCGGCCUUGCUCGGUUUUGGACUUGCCUGAAUUACAAUGGGUAUUACUCGGAUGCCCUUGGUAAUGAUAUGUGCACGAAAUUCUCUCGUGUCCUCAACAAUUGGGUGGACGUGAGUGUGGCUACUACGUCAUGCGUUAUAUGUACGAAAUACUUGAACAUCACCAUAGCAGUGAAGAUCUUAUUCAGGAUUUUUCAAGAACUACACCGUACACCGAGGAGGAGAUAAAUGAGAUCCGAGAUAUUUGGGCAGAGUAUUUUAUAUGUAAUGUUGAACUUUAGAUUUACCACUUAUCGCAUGUUUGACUCUUGUUUUGGAUUAUAGGCUUGAAAUGAAGUAAUUUGGUUAAUUGGUGUUGGGAUGAUGAGUAUAAUGUCUAUGAUAUUGAGAUGUAAAUUAUUGGACAGGUUGUUAAUAUAAUGUCGUCAUUCCCAAUUUUAUGGGUAGGCCAAAUUACAAAGGAGACUCUGCCGAAAUUUACAUUUGCAUUAUUCAA